This is a messenger RNA of Aspergillus vadensis CBS 113365, 1431 nucleotides long. Its product is annotated as S-adenosyl-L-methionine-dependent methyltransferase. Gene Ontology annotation, molecular function: O-methyltransferase activity. NCBI's taxonomy places the organism in Eukaryota, Fungi, Ascomycota, Eurotiomycetes, Eurotiales, Aspergillaceae. The coding region runs from base 33 to 1310 and encodes 425 amino acids. The record is from RefSeq and is a predicted model, not a curated record. The transcript is spliced from 4 exons.
GCUUUCACAAAGCUAAUUUAACAGCCGGAAAAAUGACUUCAACUAUUCGUGAACUAGCUACACAAAUCCUUGCCCUCUGCACCCAGCUUGAACAAACCUGCAAUGAAGCUGAUAUUCCCCCUCCGUCACUCUCCGCAGACACCAGAAGUUCAUUCUGGUCUAAUACUGAGAUAGCAGCUACACGAACUACAGCUAUUGGUUUGCUAGAGGAACUAACUGUGCUUAUCCAAGGGCCACAGGAGUUUUUACAUGAGUUCGUCGCCUCGCACUGGGACCAUGGGGCGCUAUAUGCGUUCCUCCACUCGCAGACCCUCGAGCAUAUAGCGAGUUCGGGGCGCGCUUCUAUUGAAGAUCUCGAAUCUCAAUCUGGUAUCCCAGCAGACAAGCUUGUUCGUAUCCUUGGGCUACUUCGGUGUCGGCACAUCGUUGAUGAGCCCGAAAAAGGUGUCUAUACGUUGACUGCGGUAUCGGAAGAACUGGUCAGAGAUAGCGAUUCAAGGGCGUGUUUGGAGUUCCAAUUAUUCGAGACGCGUAUUGCGAGUGCGCACUUGGCGGAUGCUUUAACCCGCAAGCCAAAUGGGUAUACCGAUGGGGUGUCGGCGUUUAAGGAGGGAUUCGGCAUGGAAAUGUACGACUGGCACGCUUGCCAUCCUGACAAGGGAGAACGAUUCCGUCGUGCUAUGAGGGGUGUUUCGCGUGCCCUCGACCCCGCGGCCGCCCUAAUUGAGAGCUAUAUCCAGCAGCACACUCCCACCACCAGAACCAAGAUCGUCGAGAUCGGAGGCCGCUACGGCUUCGCCUCUGUUUCCCUCGUACAUAACCACCCAGAACUCUCAUUCGAAGUCCGCUCCGACUCUCAAGACUUCCUCGACCGCGGCGGCGCCCAAGUUCCAUCUUCUUAUCGGGAACGAAUAUCCUUCACGCAUUGCCAGUCGGUAUUCGAUUCACCCCCUGCAUGCGAUACACAUACGGUAUGGCUAUAUGUGAUAAGGAAUCUAUUGUGGAACUGGUCCGAUGCGGAUGUCGUCAGACUUCUUAGAGCUAUUAAACAAGGCGCGGGCACGUCUAUCCGCAUCCUGGUAACCGAUGGGGUGUCACCCAUGUCUGGGCAGUUUCCGCUACACGAGGAGAUUGCGUAUCGACGGAGGGAUAUUACGACUAUGAGUAUGCAUAACGUGAAGCAGAGGACUCAGGAGGAAUGGGUGGGGGUGUUCAAGCAGGCUGCCCCGGGUGUACGGGUAAAGACUACGUUUGGGAGAAGUUCGCAUGUCUAUAAGGGGCUGUGGGAAAUUAGCUUUGUCGAUGAAUGAUGAUGAUAAUAACGAUGAUGGUGGAAUUAGAAUACAUGAUAGGGGAAAUCUACAUUAGGUGAAAGAUUGGCGACAGGAUCGUGUAGAUCACAAAAACGCACACGUGAUUCGAAGAUACUGU